UUAUUUGGAACAGAAUAGUUCACAGCUUCUGCAGUGAACGGCAGUAGUGAAUGACACAAUAGUUAUUUAUUAGACAAGGAGAAAAAAAAUGAAAUAUGGCUUCAAGUUUCAGAGAACAGGAAGAACAACAGUCUGUUUUUGAGGAUCAAUUAGAAAGUAAAAUUACUUUAGCCCCUCCCAGAGGCUGAUCAAUGAGGUUUAGCUGUCAUUACCAUCACAUCCACAAGAAGGCAACACUGCAAACAAGAUUUUUUAAUACGUCCUGAAGUUACCCAGAGGAGCAUUUUACCUUACUGUGGCAGCUAGUGUCGGUAUAGAGGAAAGAAGAUGGAGACAGCUAUUGCUCUACUGUUGACAGUGGUUCUCGGGUUGGUUAUCAAGUUGGUUUUGUUUCAGUCCAGAAACUGUAGUGAACCACCUUGUAUCCAUGGCUGGAUCCCUUGGAUAGGAGCUGCCUUCCAGUUUGGGAAAGCUCCCCUGGAGUUUAUAGAACACGCCAGGCUUAAGUAUGGACCAGUAUUCACAGUGUAUGUGCUUGGAAAACGAUACACAUUUGUUACUGAAGAAGAAGGUUUGGAAGCAUUUUGUACAUCUAAAAAUGUAGAUUUUGAGCGAGCAGUACAGCAGUCUGUCCAGCAUGCAGUUUCAGUUCCUGAAGAUAUCUUUUACAAGAACAGGAGUAGGCAUUAUAUCAUCAUAAAGGGAAGACUGGGUACAUCCAAUCUACAUCAUUUGUCUGGUAGUCUCUGUCAGGAAUUUCAAAAACAAAUUGAGGAUUUGGGUCCUGAGGGAAUGGUGGAGCUCAGAGAUCUUGUAAGGCAUAUCAUGUUCCCAGCAACGGUGAACAUCCUGUUUGGAAAAGACAUAUUUCUGACAACCAGGGAUAAAAUCAAGGAGUUUGAAGAGUACUAUCAGACGUUUGAUGAGGGUUUUGAAUAUGCUACCCAGCUUCCUGAAUAUUUUCUGAAAAAGUGGUCUAAAUCCAAAAAGUGGCUCUUAAAAAGUUUUGAAAAGGUUGUGCUGCAUGCAGAGAAAAAUAAUCCUUCAGAUGGCUGUUCUAAGACACUGCUGCAACAUCUUCUAGACAAUUUGCAAGGAAAACACUUCAGUGCUGCUUAUGGCCUCUUGCUCCUUUGGGCAUCUCAAGCUAAUGCAAUUCCUAUUUCAUUCUGGACACUUGCAUUUAUUCUCUCUCACUCCUCUAUUUACGAAAAGGUCAUGACAGAACUAGAACUGGUUUAUAGCAAAUCAGGUAAAGAAAAAGUCCAAAUAACUAAAGAUGAACUUAAAAAGUUCCCAUUUACAAAGUGGUGUAUUUUGGAAACUCUACGAUUAAGGGCACCAGGUGCCAUCAUCAAGAAAGUGAUGAAUCCAAUAAAAGUUCAAAAUUUUGUUAUCCCUGCCGGCGACCUGCUGACCUCGUCACCAUAUUGGAUUCAUAGGAACCCAAAAUAUUUUCCUGAACCUGACAUUUUUAAACCAGAUCGUUGGAAAGAAGUAAAUUUAGAGAAAAAUGAGUUCUUGAAAGGCUUCGUGGCAUUUGGAGGAGGGUCACACCAGUGUCCAGGAAGGUGGUUUGCUCUCAUGGAGAUUCAUAUUCUAGUUCUUAUGCUCCUUUACAAAUAUGAAUUUAGUCUUUUGGAUCCACUACCAAAGGAGAGCUUUCUCCACUUAGUGGGGACGCAACAGCCUGAGGGACCAUGCAGAAUUCAAUAUAAACGGAGAGUAUGGAAAUGAUCAUAAGGUGAUCAUUUUUCUGAUCAACGACUUACCAAUUCCUUACCAACAACUGCGAAAUCAAGAGGCCAUUGAUCUGCUGCACACCAAUGUGUCAUGUGUUCUCAAACAGUUAUCACAUUUGGAAAUCAGAGGUUUAAAUACACCACACAAACCACUUAUGUUUAUAUCAUGCCAAUCCCUUCCAAUUUGGGGGUUGGCUGACCAGAAAACUGCCAAGUUUUUUUUAAUGUAUCCAUAGUUUAUCUGCUCAACUCUUUUUCUGCAUUAAGUAAGCCAGUUAUUUAGAUAACUACCCCCUCUUCACCAACCGAGCCAGUUAAUUGAGGGCUAGCAACAUCUCUGAACUAAACAAAGGUGCUAGGGAGGCUUCUUUUUAAUAUAGGUUGACUAGCUGUGGUUCUGCAGCAGCAUGAAUGCUGACAAAGUUAGAGGGUGCUAAAUACUGCCAAAAACUGGAUAGAAACACGAUUCCUACUUUGUACAGAGGGAAUUUGCUUUGUUAGGUGCAAGGUACUAGUAAAUUAGACCAUAACUUCAUUGAGCUGAAUGGGUGAAUGACUUGGGUAUGGCAAUUUAGAAAGAAUAAAUGCAAAUAUAUAAUGAACUGUUCAGUGUUUUAAACUAAACAAUAUAUCUGGUGUCAGCAUCACAUAUAACCUGACCCCAAUUCUGGAUUGUGCCCAUAAUAAUGAAUGGAUGAAAUACAAAAUCUUUGUUUUUCACAAUCAGAAUUUAGACUCCAAGCUCAAUCGGUUUCUGUAGAGCUUCAGACUGAAUUAUGUUCUUUUCUGAAGUGCCACACCAGGGUUCUAACCAAAUCUUGUCAUUGGUGUACAUCCCUAGAAUAUGGAGUUUGGAAAAUUGAAGGCAUUCGUCAGACCUAAACAUUCCUAAUCUAUUAUUCAAUUCUGCUUUUACAAGACAAAUGUUCAUCUGCUAUCAGAUUAGUAACAGCGACUGGUUGAUGAUAAAAUGUUUUUAAAGUAUUAA
Molecule: messenger RNA, 2730 nt
Organism: Rhineura floridana
Lineage: Eukaryota; Metazoa; Chordata; Lepidosauria; Squamata; Rhineuridae
Product: 24-hydroxycholesterol 7-alpha-hydroxylase
Exons: 12
Coding region: 328-1737 (469 amino acids)
Biological process (GO): bile acid biosynthetic process; cholesterol homeostasis
Molecular function (GO): steroid hydroxylase activity; iron ion binding; oxidoreductase activity, acting on paired donors, with incorporation or reduction of molecular oxygen
Source: RefSeq, a predicted model, not a curated record